AUGUUCAAAGGAAGAAACAAACUCAAGAGCGUAAAGAAUAUAAUCAAAACUGCUGGUGAUGUGGACUACUCCUCCCAUCUUUCCUCUGACUUGUUUGAUGUUAUCCAGUUGAACAGUUAUGGCUUCUCCAACACUGGCAAUCUCUGCAUGGGCUUCGAUCCUGUUCAGAGCUUGCUCGCCAUCUCCAACAGCGAAUACAUCUACGUUUUUGGCCAAUCUCAUGUUCAGGUCAGCUUCAAAAUCAAUGCCCCCAUAGUCGAUCUCAGGUUCAUCAAGGGAGUCUUCUUGGUUGCAAUUGACGCCAGAUCAAAUGUGUUGGUAUUUUCUCUCAAGUCCAACAGGUUUUUGACCACCUAUUCUGCUCCAGGCAAAGUAACUGCCAUUGAAUCUGAUCCUUCCUUAGACUAUCUCUUGCUUGGUGUCUCCAGUGGCAUGAUUUACUGCUUCAAUGUAUCCACUGGUAAUGCUACUUCCUUUCAUUUGCAAAGCUUCCAAAGACAAAUCCUAGCUAGAAAGCGAAAAAAUAAUAGAGCAUCUGUCAGCUUGAACUCUCCUGUGAAAUCAAUUCAAUUCAACCCAAGAGACUUUGGCUCGAUUUUAAUUGCUUACUCUGAUCUUGCUGUCGUCUACUCUGUGUCCACAAAUAAUCUCAAACUAGAAUUGUGCUAUGAGUUACAACCUGGUGCCCCAGGGGGGAACAACUCCAAUCUUUCAUCUUACAGAUACCCUAAAAUAAUCAAAGCUUUAUAUCAUCCAAAUGGUUUAAACAUCUUAACUGCCCACGACGAUGGCUCCCUAGUAUUUUGGGAUGCAAAUUCGGGAGAAUUAUUACAAGCAAGAUCUAUCUUUGAUAUCAAUAUCAACAUUCCUCAAAACCAAAGAUUUGCUGCUAACCAAGAGACUUUAUACACAGAAUUCACUCAGAUUGAAUGGAUCUGCGAGGAAAACCCAGAAAAUACUGCUCUACUAAUUGUGGGUGGUGAUUCAUUUCAAAACUCUCCUGUUGUUAACAAUAACAUUGUAAUGAUUCAAUUCAAUACCACUCCAAAAUAUUCAAUUACUUCCUAUGAGAAAAUGGGCGACUUUUAUGCCAAUCCAAAGCAUUUAAAAAUAUUUCCAAUCAGUCAAGAAUUCUUAAUAUCAAAUUUCUUAUCUCUUCCAACUGCUUCUCCUUAUUUUCAUGGUAACCAUGCCCCAGAAUUCAUCCUAGUAUCUUUACAAAAUGGUGACUUGGAACUAUUAAAAUUCCCCCAAGGUACUUUGGAAUAUUCCUCUUCUCUUUUAUCACCUGCAAUCUCUUGGAUUCUCCCUAAAAUUUCGUACUUAACAGCAACCCCUGUUCCUAGACCUCAAUGGUUGGGAAUUGUUGAAACUUCAAAGCUAAAUAAAAACCACCCACCAAUAUUAAAAGGUGGCUUGCCAUCAAAGACAUCUGGUAGAAUAUAUGCUCAAAAAUCUGUUUUAUUUACUGGUCACAAAAACGGCGCAAUAAGAAUAUGGGAUGCCUCGAAUACUGAACUUGAUGAAUCCCAAGUCCUUGAAAUUGACACCACCUUUGGCUUUAAUAAUUCUCCAAAAGCAGCAAUCAAUCAAAUAUCUUUUUCCGCUGAAGUCGCUGAGCUUACAUGUUCGAAUGAAAAUGGUGAUGUUUUUUUUUACAGAUUUGGCAAAAACACCAAUUUUACUCCUCAAGUAACCGAUAGCGAUUUAAUGGCUUUAUCAAGACAAUUCAAUAAAAUUUCUCUAAGUAAACAGAAUCAACCUAAAUCACUAGUCGACAUUUCUCAUAUAAAGCCUCCAUAUAUUUAUCAGGGGUUUUUACCUCGAACUUUUAUCCCUUCUACUGAUCCAAAUAUUCAAGUCACCUCUUUAGAAAAUUCAGAUAUUGGGUUUUCAGCUGUUGGCUAUUCUAAUGGAGAUAUUCUUAUUACUGAUAAUAGAAAUAAUCCUUAUAUACUUUUUAUCGAUAAUAUCAACAAUGGUAUGAUCAAACCAACAUCAAACAGAAAUUCCUUAAAUUCUCAAAAUCCUUUUGUCAGCUUUUUUCAAUUUUCAAUUUCUAAAGUUGAACAAAAUUCAAAAUAUUCCUCUAUUUUAUUGUACAUUGGGACUUCAAUAGGUCAAUUAAUAACUUUUGAAAUAAUUCCGGCUGAUAAUGGUUCAUUUCAAUUAAAAUAUGUUUCAUCUAUCGAAUCAAAUGAUGGCAAAAUAAUCAACAUCAUUCCCCUAGAUAGUUCUGGAAAAUCUACUGUAGCAAGAAAUGCUGUUUUUGAACAACUUUCUCUGGGAAUUUUAAUUGACAGUUUUAUAAUUGUGGUCUCUGUAGCUGAUGUUAGAAUAUUAAAAUCCCCUCUAGUGAAAUCAAGUCACAAAUUGUUUAACAAUUUCAUUUUAUCUGCUCAUAUAACAAUAAUGAAUUCUUCACCUGAUAAAAAUCUUUUGAAUUUUGUGUUGGUUUGUCUAUUGAAAAGUGGAAUUGUAGAUGUUCUAUCUGUUCCUUCACUUCUGUCAAUCAAACAGCUUAGAUUACCAUAUAAUUUUGAUUCUGAUUUAGGUUUUCAAAGUGUCAUUUUACCAAAUGGUGAUAUUGUCGUUCGUUUUACUGAAAGUGAAAGUAUCUUGAUCAACAUUGCCAAAAGAGGAAAACUUACUGAUCGAACUGAUUUAUUGUUCAAUGAUUCAUUAAAGGUUCCAUCUAGACCUACAAUAAAUGCACUUCAAUGGGCUCGUGGUACUAAAUUAAUAUCAAAAGAAGAUUUUGAUUUGAUUAUUGGAGGAGAUCCUGCUGCUCGAGCAAGAUCCAAAUAUCCUGAAGAGACUGCGAUAGCUAAAAACAUUAUCACAUCAACUGCAGUGGAUAGCAUUCUUAAUAUGAAUGAUAAUGAUGAUGAUAAUGGUAAUACCCAAGUAACCAGAAACUCCAAUAGAAAAACUAAUCAAAACUCAUAUGCUAACAAUGUGUUAAAAAUUGCGCAGACUGGAUUAGAUAAUUUAGGUGAAAGUAUUAACAACCUUGGUGAUUCUGUUAGUCAGAGUAUAAAUGAAAAUGUUGAACAAACAAAAAAUUCAAUGAUGAAAUCU
Molecule: messenger RNA, 3081 nt
Organism: Ascoidea rubescens DSM 1968
Lineage: Eukaryota; Fungi; Ascomycota; Saccharomycetes; Ascoideales; Ascoideaceae
Gene: SRO77
Product: putative Rab GTPase-binding protein SRO77
Exons: 1
Biological process (GO): establishment of cell polarity; regulation of exocytosis; regulation of protein secretion
Cellular component (GO): plasma membrane; cytoplasm
Molecular function (GO): GTPase activator activity; syntaxin binding; myosin II binding
Source: RefSeq, a predicted model, not a curated record